ACAGUUGACUUGUUGUGUAAAGUUGACGAGGUUAAAGCAAUGCCAAGAGGAGAGAUAGCUGCAGCAAGAGCUGGGUCUGCUGGUCUUUUUAAAUUAAAUGUCAAAUGGGUCAUUCAUUUGAGUCAGAACAGUUGGAUGUUAGCAGAAUGCAUAGCCUAGAUGGGCGCUGUUUAAUUGUAUCUAUGCUACAUAUUUCUCGGCAUACAUCUGCGUAAUACAUCUGCGUAAUCGCUAUUGCAUGCGCAAUCUGCAAUGCAAUCUGACUGAUCCAGGUGCUUGACCACGUGACGCCCUAAGCAAGACACUUUCAAUUUAAACAGUUGUGCAACGUAUGCCAUGAUAGCCAGCCAACAGGGGUCCAGGGUCAUUGGGCUAAGCAGCGUAAAUGCAACAACUCUGGGCAGAAAAACAAGUGUCUCGACUCACCCAACGUGAUCUCAAAGUCUAUUCUGUGGUAACCAACAUAACGCUACUCCAAGGCUUGUGCUCUGGAGAAGUUUCCUUCUGGUUGGCGGCUAGAGAUAGAAUGGCCAGGUAUGAGUCGAAAACCGGUUGGAAUAUAUCCUUUGCAGGCUGUGGUUAUAUGGGAAUCUAUUACAUCGGAGUUGGAAGUUGUUUACUGGAAAGAGCCAGUUACCUACUGGAUGAUGCGUCCAAGAUUGGCGGGUCCUCUUCGGGUGCCCUGUUUGGAGCUUUGGUUGUGUGUAAAGUAUCAUUGGCCAAGACGUGUGGCAUGAUGCUGAUGAUGACAAAGGAGGCUCGCCGGAGGAGCAUCAGCGCCCUGCAUCCCACCUUCAACCUGCUCAAGGUCGUCCGGGACUUUCUGGAGGUCGAGCUGCCAGACGACGCCCAUCUGCUGGCGAGCGGCCGGCUGCACAUAUCCCUGACGCGCGCCUCGGAUGGACAGAACGUUCUAGUAUCCCGCUUCGCCUCCAAGGAGGAGCUCAUCCAGGCCCUCAUCUGUAGUAGUUUCUUCCCCCUCUACUGUGGCUGGAUGCCUCCCACCUAUCGGGACAUUAGGUAUGUAGAUGGUGCCAUCAGUGACAACCUGCCCUUCUCCUCGCUCAACAACACCAUCACUGUCGCCCCGUUCGCGGGAGAGAGUGACAUCAGUCCGCGCGAGAAUCCUUUUUACUACCAUGAAAUACACCACAGCAACGUCAGCAUACGACUGAACUUAAACAAUAUCUAUCGAGUGACCAGCGCCUUCCUGCCUCCAGAGCCACAGGUUCUUGCCCAAGUCUGUCGGGAUGGAUACAGGGACGCGCUGAGAUUCCUGUACGAGAACGACCUUUUGAAACUGGACCUGUUGCCUGAGCUGAGUUCUCCUGAUGGAACACGGAUGCCCAUGUGCAGAGACAGAGAGGAGCAGCGUCAUGGCAAUGAGAAGAACGAUGUGAGGUGUAAUAGCCUACAUAAGAGGUCGGCUGCAUGUCAACACAGGCAACACUGGAGGGAAGAAACGACCACAACCCUUCCUGCUCCCGUUGAAAGAGUGAUUUCCAAGUGGUGUGAAGAGAGGGACGGGUCGUUUGGGGCAGCGGGACAGCUUUCUCUUGUGAAACUGUUGAUCCAAACCCUGAUGCUGACCAUCCUGCCAGUACAGUGGGUGGUGGCCUUUGUUUACAGAAUGAUCGAGUGGGCUCCAGAGAUGUGUUCAGAUCUGCAGUGGCUGUGCAGUCUAGCGUGGGAGCUCUGCAAACGAACUCUGUCAAACAGCACAAAUGAAGGCCACCAGAAGAGCUCAGCUGAUGAGCAACUGUUUACCUUUGAAAACCUUUCUAAGCGGGAAAUAUCCUCAUCGUAUCCUACACCGCCCACCACACCUACACUGCCUGCAGCUACCUACUAUCCAUUUUCUUAAAGCCUAACUUCAAGGUUACCAUUCGUAUUGUAAUCCAAUGGCAGCCAUGGCCUAAACUUGUGCCCUAAACUGGUGGAUUUAUUAAGAUCAGAAUGUUGUGGCCCUACCGUGGCUCUAAUGGUAGGGCACUCGUCUGCUAUGCGGCUGACCCGGGUUUGAUUCCGGCCUGCGGCCUUUGCCAACCUAUCCCCGUCUCUCUCCCCACUCGCUUCCUGUCAUAAUCUUCACUGUCCUAUCUCAAAAUAAAGGCAAAAAGCCCCCCCACCCUUAUCAGUCCUCCCAUCCAUGGCUGAAGUGGUCUUGAGAAAGGCACCUAUGCCUACAUUGCUUUAGAGACUGUAACCAACAUACCCUGUAAAUAACUGUAAGUAGCUUUGAAUAAAAGUGUCAAUGACGUGUAAUGUAAUGUAAUCCUGAAAUAAAAC
Molecule: messenger RNA, 2289 nt
Organism: Engraulis encrasicolus (European anchovy)
Lineage: Eukaryota; Metazoa; Chordata; Actinopteri; Clupeiformes; Engraulidae
Product: patatin-like phospholipase domain-containing protein 2
Exons: 9
Coding region: 386-1864 (492 amino acids)
Biological process (GO): lipid homeostasis; triglyceride catabolic process
Cellular component (GO): cytoplasm; membrane; lipid droplet
Molecular function (GO): triacylglycerol lipase activity
Source: RefSeq, a predicted model, not a curated record